Molecule: messenger RNA, 2399 nt
Organism: Xylona heveae TC161
Lineage: Eukaryota; Fungi; Ascomycota; Xylonomycetes; Xylonales; Xylonaceae
Exons: 2
Coding region: 97-1965 (622 amino acids)
Source: RefSeq, a predicted model, not a curated record
UUCUCGUUUUUAAUCCUUUCAUGAUUCCGGGUUACUGCUUGCAAUUGUACCCAUGCUGCAUGCCCAAAUCUAUGCGUCUCUGCCCUUGAAGGCCCUAUGAAUUCCAGUUCGCCCAAUGGCGGAAACAUGGGGCCUAUUAACGUCGAUACCGUCAUAGUUGGGAACGGCCCUUCGGCGUUGAUCUUGUCUUAUAUCCUCCACGGUCACGUCCCUUUCUACGCCGGUAAUCAUGACGAUCGUAUAUUAGAUUCCAAACUCGCAGCAUGUCCGAAUCUUCUCAAUGCGAAACCUGAAUAUGCCGCACAUUUCCCCUCAUCAAUGCGUUAUAGCACGCAGGCGUUGCCCAUCAAUGUGCUGCUCGAUACCUUGAUCCGACCGGAUGCGGAUACUUCACUAGGAACCCGCACUUGCGUGCGAUGGGCUUAUCGGCCAGAGCUUGCAGUUUCGCACCUGGUAGUCGGCGAUGCUUCCUGCCCAGGAGGUCAGUGGGAAGAGGACCCUGGCACGCUGGACAUGAAUAUUGGUACUCUGAGUUAUGCAGAGAUGCUCUCGCUACCAGACUACAGCAUUGAGGAUCAUCAUCUGCAGGUAUAUGGAGAGAAGAUGCCGGAGCUCAUACGCCCCACGCGGCGCGAGGUAGCGGAAUACUUUGCUGCUUAUCCUGCCGCCGUCGCAAUCGACGACGCUGUGUUGAGUUCCAUUCAUGUUUCAGACAUUCGUAGGACCUCAGAAAGUUUCUACAUUGGCUCUCACGGAAUAUCGUGCAAAAAUUUGGUCUUGGCGACUGGUAUAUUCACAAACAAAAUCCUUCCGCCUCCGAGAUUACAACCACUUACAAUGUUGAAUAAAACACCGGUUGCAAGUGAUGCACCAAACCCGUCGCCUGAGGAGGCACUGCUCGUCAUCGGAUCCGGAUUCGGCGCGGCAGAUGUGAUCCUUUCAGCACCUCCUACACAGAAAAUCAUCCACAUGUUCAAAUGGAACCCUGAAGCCCGUCCAUCACCACUCAAGGCAUGCCAUCAUCAGGCUUACCCAGAGUAUGCCGGUAUUUAUCGACAUAUGAAGCUUGCCUCAAUCUCAUCGAGGACCAGCAUCAACGCGCAAACCCGUCGCAACUCAACUAUGUCCAACAGGCGAAAAUCCAUCGCAAUGCUGGGAGGCCGCGACUGGAAAACAACCUACGAGGGGAUUCCUAAUGGAGAAAUCAUCAACGUGGAUGUAGACGGCGAAGACAACAGAGCAGCGAUAGUGACGAUCAAAUUGCCAAGCGAAGCUGUCAUUGAGCGGCGUGUUUUGGGGCUGCAAUAUGCCGUUGGGCGACGCGGAACCCUAGACUAUCUUUCUAAACCACUUUUCGAUGAACUUUUUGCGAAAGCCAUUAGCCAUCAUGGGAACGAGAAGCAGCUAUUUUCGCAUGAUUCAGCUGCCAACUAUCAAGCCCCGAUCUCUGGGGACACCUUCAGAGCGGGCGCCGAGAAAAGCCUCGAAAUCGCACCGAACACCUUUAUUAUUGGAAGCCUUACCGGAGACUCCCUCAUCAGAUACUCAUACGGCGGAUGCGUCUCGGUAGCAGGCAAGCUAAUGAAGUCUGCGACCCAAAUACUUGAGACGCCAGAAGACUCGGUCCCAUCUUCAGUUUCACAAUCGGAGCCCCAGUCAUUGUCAUCCUCAGUAUCAGAUAUCCGUCGCCAUCCUCACCCGGAAACUCCGAGGCUCGAACCAGUAAAAACGAGUGGCCCUGCACACGGUUUCGUGCCAGAAGCCUGGCAAUCGCGAGAUGAGCAAAGUCCCAUCCAAACCAAAGCCCCUCCCCCACCUACCUCACAGCAUCCGCCCACAGAGGACGGCGAGAGCCCGGUAAUUGUACCUUCGGCUGGAAAUGCCGGCGCAGAUACUGAGUCCUCACAUAACGUCCCAACCUCGUGGUGGCCGCAGCGGCAGGCACCAGGCUGCGUCGUCUCAUGAUCGUUUGUAGAUUGGGGUUGUAUAUAUCUCGUAUUUUUCAAUACCUAUUUUUGUUUAGUAGCGUUUGUAUAUAUUAAGAGCGUCCCAAAGUCUUUUGGAUAAAUUUUUUCGCGUCUGAAAAGGGAAUUCUGGGCGUUACAAUGUAAAUGAAUACAGAAUAUACCAUUUGUUUGACCUAUGCAAAUCAUCAUUUUAAGCUUGUGUAGACACUUUUUACCUGCAAUAAACGUAUCUAGAUUUUGAGAUUCGCCUCUAUCAAGUCGUUUAGCCAUUCCCUUCACAGAUCGAUGGCGGUGACUGGGGACCAUUGGAGAAGGGUUCAAAUUAUCGGUCCGUAGUGGUGGCCUGGUCUGUGAGAAGGACUAAAGAGCGCUGAUUUCAAUGGGAUUCACGAACUUCCUAUUCAAUUGUUUAAUUUGAUGUUUUCCUUGGCU